CUGACACCACUCAGCUGCAGAGAUGAAUAACCAAAGAGUAACCUAUGCAGAACUGAAUCUAGCUAAGGACUCCAGGAGACAGCAAAUAAAACCUAAGGGCACUAAGAGUUCCAUUUCAGUAACUGAGCAGGAAAUAACCUAUGCAGAAUUAAAUCUUCAAAAUGCUUUUCAGGAUCUUCAAAGGAAUGACAAGAGCUACCACUGCAAAGAUUUUCCAUCAUGUCCAGAGAAGCUCAUUGCUGGGAUUCUAGGAGUCACCUGUGUUGUCUUGCUGUCCACUGUGGUAACGAUAGCUGUUACUACUUCUUCUGGAAUAUCAGAGCAGAGCAAUUCAUCCCCAGUAACAGGAAAUGAGAAAGCCCAUCAUUGUGGUCGUUGUCCAAAGGAGUGGUUUACAUAUUCCAACAAUUGCUAUUACAUUAGUAAUGAACGUAAAACAUGGACUGAGAGUCACAUGGCCUGUGCUUCCAAGGACUCUAAUCUGCUUCUUAUAGAGAAUGAAGAAGAAGAGCAAUUUCUGAGUUCCAUAUCACCUGUAUCAUGGAUUGGAGUCUUCCGUAACAGCAGUGAUCAUCAAUGGAUGUUGAUAAAUGGUUCACCUUUCAAACUAAAGAUAGCAGAAUUAUCAUCAGUCGGUGAUGACUGUGCUGUGCUAUCCUUAUCUGGCCUCCAAUCAAGUGUUUGUGGGUCUCCAAAAACGUAUCUUUGCAAGCGUAAGCUUUAGAGUUAAAAUACUUCAGUUGGGUUACUUAAUUUUUCAAGUAAUGGAAAUAAUAUUAUGAUUGCAUACACUUAAAAUUUAUUAUAUUAUUUGUUCUAAUAAUGAAAAAAAGUUUUUGUAAUAAUUAUUGGAAAAUAAUAUACAUAUGCAAAAGUACAGAUAUCAUUACUCUUAGUGUAUUGCUUUUAUUGUUCAACGUUAUGUUUGUGGUAUUCAAUCUUUCGAAAAGAUCAUGUUGUAUGAGUUAAUUUAUAGUAAAUACCAAGAAUAGGCAAACCUGUAGAAGGAGAAAGUGGAUUCGUGGUUCCCAAGGGCUGAGGGUGUUGGGCACAGGAAAUGACUGCUAACUGGUACACUGUUUCAUUUGGGGGAGGAAAACAUUCUUU
This is a messenger RNA of Rhinolophus ferrumequinum (greater horseshoe bat), 1107 nucleotides long. RefSeq names its product NKG2-A/NKG2-B type II integral membrane protein-like. The transcript has 6 exons. The record is from RefSeq and is a predicted model, not a curated record. Gene Ontology annotation, biological process: stimulatory C-type lectin receptor signaling pathway; positive regulation of natural killer cell mediated cytotoxicity. Bases 23 to 724 code for a protein of 233 amino acids. NCBI's taxonomy places the organism in Eukaryota, Metazoa, Chordata, Mammalia, Chiroptera, Rhinolophidae.